This is a messenger RNA of Episyrphus balteatus (marmalade hoverfly), 698 nucleotides long. RefSeq lists its product as uncharacterized. NCBI's taxonomy places the organism in Eukaryota, Metazoa, Arthropoda, Insecta, Diptera, Syrphidae. The record is from RefSeq and is a predicted model, not a curated record. Bases 65 to 520 code for a protein of 151 amino acids. The transcript is spliced from 3 exons.
ACAAAUCAAUAUUUUGAAAAUGAAAAUCAUAAAUCAACUCGAGUUUGUUUGAUGAAGAAAAAUCAUGUCGCUUGAAGAACUAAAUCAGAAGUUUUAUGAAUAUCUCGAAGAGAUUAUCUAUUCAACUGUCAAUAUUAAUGAUUCCUAUGAUCGAGUAACUGUAAUGCAAUGGAUUAGAAAGUUGAGCAGUUUAGAUGACAAAUUGCUGACAAAUGUACAGCUUAGAAAUGAGUAUACGAAUUUUUUGAGAAUAACUUUGGAUAAUGGAAAAAUUUAUUUGUGUGUGCCAUUUAAAGAACCUCCACCGGAUGGUGAGCUAAGGCCAUUAUGUGAAGUACUGGCUAAUUUUGUAGCUGCUAAAUGUCCACAAAUUCCUAUGACAGGCCCUAUCGAACCUGUGAUGUCUCAAAUGAGUGCUGACGGAAGAGUUUUCACUAAAGUCAAACAGUCUAAAGAUGGCGGGGUUUUUUGUUACAUAGCAGUUACACCGGAUGGAUUUGAAGAAACUGACGAACCCUAAUUCAAUUCAAAAGUCUUUUAAUAAAAAAGCAAAAAUAAAUGUGAAAAUUCGUGAAGUGGUAGUUACAACAUCAAAAACACAAAGUAUCCAGUUAUCCACAUAAAAGCCAUAUAAUAUAAGGAUUAGCCAGUAAAAUAAUUAACUUCUUAAUAUUAUUAAAAGUGUUUGUAUUACGAAA